Messenger RNA from Gloeophyllum trabeum ATCC 11539, 1206 nucleotides. RefSeq lists its product as uncharacterized. Lineage: Eukaryota; Fungi; Basidiomycota; Agaricomycetes; Gloeophyllales; Gloeophyllaceae. The record is from RefSeq and is a predicted model, not a curated record. Gene Ontology annotation, biological process: ubiquinone biosynthetic process. The coding region runs from base 1 to 645 and encodes 214 amino acids. Gene Ontology annotation, molecular function: lipid binding. Gene Ontology annotation, cellular component: mitochondrial inner membrane. The transcript has 5 exons.
AUGGCCAGCCCGCCCCUCCUGCGCGCCGCCUGCGCGCUCGUCCCGACGCACGGCUUCACGCGCCGCGCGCUCGCGCUCUCCGCGCUCUCCCUCCCGCAACCGCAUGAACAACCGCUCUCCGACACGGCGAUAAACGCGCUGUUUGGCGAGGGCGACGACGCGCGCCGGACGCUGGCGGACGCGUGGUUGGAGAAUGCCCGGGAGGAGGUGCGUGGGCGGUUCCAAGGCAGGGCGCAGGUGCCGAGGGUAAAUGAGGUGCUGGAGGCGAGGCUGGAGGCGAACGAGCCGGUGUUGAGGCACCUGCCCGAGGCGUUCGCCCUCCUCGCGUCGCCGACGUACCCCCUCCCCCCGCUCGACCCCCGGCCGGGGCUGAAGCACGCGUUCAAAGUUGCCGACGACGCGUGCCGUAUUGCUGGGGAAGCUACAAUCGGGACGGAUUGGUACGUCCGCCGCGGCACGCUCGCAGCCAUCUACGCCGCCGCAGAGCUGCACCAGCUAACCUCGCCCACCACGGCUUACGCCUUCCUCGACACGCUCCUCGCCGCGUCCGCCACCGCCAAGUCCUCCCUCGACGACGUCGGCACCUUCGCCAACUACAUCGCGCGCAGCUGGGCGGGGAUCGUCCGCAGCUCCGGCGUCUUCUAAAUUUCAACAACCGACACUCCAGAUUCAUAUCAACGUCAUGCUGCGAGAGGUACAUUAAUCACCGGUCAACUUUAUUGCAAGUCGAGUGACGCGUCAAUAGAUAGUAUGCUAUGUGUAUACGUAUGCGCCGAUACAUUAAAUAAGACAACAGAGAUCCGUCCAGUCCGAGCAUAUCCAAAGGAGCGUAUAGGUGACACCACGGCCAAUAUCAGCAAUCGCAAUCCGAACCUAAACCAGGGCUAUACAAGCCCCCGCCCGCCCAUCCUUACCGUAUCUCCGACGGCACGAAUGAGUUCCGCCCACAGUCCCCUUAUCAGCCCGUCCCCAGCGGGCGCGUGCACAAGCCGCUUGCGCACCUGCUCCGCGGUGCCGCCCAUCGCCGCGCCUCUACUCCUCCUGACCUUGAAGAGCAACGACGCGAGCGGGAGCACGAGGACCAACACGACGAACCCCGUGACUCUGGACGAGUGGUGCCGCACGUACUCGCGCACGAACGCGAGGACCUCUGACGCCGUGCGGGGCCACGCCGCGGAGGAUGUGGGCAGGGACACCGGCCGGCGG